This is a messenger RNA of Linnemannia hyalina, 1779 nucleotides long. The record is from the annotation of a GenBank genome assembly. NCBI's taxonomy places the organism in Eukaryota, Fungi, Mortierellomycota, Mortierellomycetes, Mortierellales, Mortierellaceae.
AUGGGUCCCAAGUCGAAGAAGAAGAGCCAGAGCAAGGCAAAGACAAUCGCAUCCAUCAAAGCAAACAUCGCCGGCUCAAACACCUCAUCAGGACAGUCAUCCCCCGCCUCCUCUACCCUUCCUCAACCUCUUCUCUCUUCUUCCCCCUCCCCUUCCUCUGCUCUCUCUAUCCCCUCCUCAACCGUCAAUCACAUCGCCGUCCCCGUCGGCAACAGCAACGGCAACGGCAACAGUAGUAGCAGCAGUGUCACUGCAGACACCAACAACGAGACACACCUGGAGCUGGAGGAAGACGACCUUACUGCUGCUCAGAACCACCUGGAACCACCUGCGCACGUCCACUCUCGCAACCCUCAACGAUCCCCAACCAUGCCCGCCACCGAAGAACAAGAGCACUCCCACGAACACUCGUCUCACAACCACUCCAAUGGUGAUCAUCAUGCCCACGGACCAGGACACGUCCACGCCCCUCAAAGCACAGUCGACAGUCAGAGCAUCAUCCAUACCAUGCCCCACAGCAAAACUCCCUUGAAGGCUUCGUCCCUUGGCCAGAGCUACGGUAGCGGUCUUGGAUCGUCGACCUCUGUCGACACUCACUUCCACCACGGUCCUCACGAUGCCAACUCGCCUCCCCUUCGCGGCUCAACCCCUCCUCCAAUUGCCUGCAAGGGUGUCCUGAUCACCAACGAGUCAACAAAGAACAAGCGCAAGCUGAUCUUUGUCACCGUACUCUGCCUGGCCUUCUUUGCCGUCGAGAUGGUUGGAGGUUACUUUGCGAAGUCACUCGCCCUCAUGAGUGAUGCCUUCCACCUGUUGUCUGACGUGAUCAGCUUCAUGGUCUCGUUGAUUGCUAUCUGGCUCUCAGAGCAGCCUGCCACCAAGCGCCACUCAUUUGGAUACCACCGCGCAGAAGUCCUGGCUGCGCUCAUGUCUGUCUUUAUUAUUUGGAUCCUGACCGCCUUCCUCCUCAUGGAGGCCUACGAGCGUAUCCAGAACCCACAGUCCAUCGACGGCAAGACCAUGUGCAUCGUCGCCAGUAUCGGUGUCCUCAUCAACAUUAUUCUGGCGUUUGCUUUGGGACACGAUCACGGCCAUGACCACGGAGGCCAUGACCACGGCCACUCGCACAACGACGACCACAGCCAUUCUCAUGAUCACAGCAGCGGCUCUUCCCAUGCCCACAACGAGGAUCAUUCCCAUGACCACGAUGGUGGAAAGCAGAAGAAGGAGGUCAACAUCAAUGUCAAGGCUGCGACUCUUCAUGUUAUUGGCGACUUGAUUUCGUCGGUGGGAGUGUUGAUUGCCUCGAUUAUUAUCAUGAUCAAGCCUUCGUGGACUAUUGUUGACCCGAUUUGCACAGUGUUCUUCUCGGCAUUGGUCAUGUUCACUACCUACCGUCUUGUUUGGGACAGUCUUGGCAUUUUGAUGGAGGGCACCCCCACGCACAUUGACCCCGAAGAGAUUGAGGCCAGUCUUCUCAAGAUCUCUGGUGUUACCCUCGUGCACGACUUGCACGUCUGGAACUUGACCGCUGGCAAGGCUUCGAUGGCGGUUCAUUUGCAGUUGGCACCUAUCAGCCCCUUGACCCAUGAGGCCCUAUCGAUGGCGGACUAUGACCGGAUCUUGACGGAGGCACAAAACGUUGUCUGUGGAAAGUUCCAAAUCCAUCAUUCGACCAUCCAGCUCGAGACGGCAUCCAACUCGAGCGAGCACUGUCGACCGGAUAUGUGUUCCAACGAUCCUGUUGAUUUCAGUGGUCGUGGAACUAACCUUGUGUGA